AAUCCAGUCACUGCAAACACAAGAAAUAGACAGAACCCAUUAGGGUCUUCAGUUGUAGCGAGGCAAGAUGCAGGCAUCUUGGCUAUUCGUUGUUGACGUUAUUGGUAGCACGUCAGGAUUGCGUCCUUCUGCCCUGGGUCACCACGAUCUCCAACUCUCACACCACAUCACACCGACUAUCUUAUCGUCACUCUACAUUCGCGACAGCUGGGGUCUGUGCGUACACAGUAGCUGGUCUCUGAAAGUACGAAACUCAUCCUUCGAGCAAUACAUCGUAAAACAUCCUACGCCCAAUAACAAACACCCAAUAUACAAAUAUGCUGCAAACUUUGUUUAUAGAUGGCGCGCCGCUGUCCAUUAUGUUGUGUAUUGUGAGCAUAGUCCUUAUAUUUAUGUUGAUGAGACAUGGAACAUCGGGAGCAUUCAAGGACAAAUCAGGUCGUAAAAUGAAACAAGUUCGCGGUGACACUCGAGUCCGCCGGUUCUCCCAUGGGCGGGAGCUCUCGGAUGAAGGCUACGCACUUGGCCAAGGCGAUCCGUACAUCAUUCGAAACGGCGGUCGGAAGGAGGUAGUGCUAUGCAAGCCGCAGCAUCUCCGAGAAUUUUUUACAGUGGAUGGCAAAGAUCAUUGGAAAGCACCGGACGGUAAUAUGGGCUAUUUUUUCCACCGGCUCCUUGGCGAAUGUGUCGGGGCAAACAGCAGACAUGAGUGGAGAAAGAUACGAUCUCUCUUUGACCCAAUCUACUCUUCGAACGCUAUGUCCAAGCUUACACACAUCUUUCGAGGUGAAGUACAGGACUGGCUGGUGUGUCUUUCAAGUCACAGUAGCACCCAAACGCAGCGUCGUGCAUUCUUUACAGUCGACAUGUCCGAGCAGUGCGCGAGACUCCCACUCAAACUGGUUGCCUCGACGUUGUACGGAGAUGCCUUGUCCGAUGAGUCCUUUGCAGAUUUGAUGGAGCUGGCUCGAAUUAGGGAGGAGUUAGGCUCCAAUGCAUUCUUGGGAUUGCAUAUGAUUUCCAAGAUCUACGCACUAUUGCCAACAAGGGCCAAUCGUCAAUUGGAUCGGUAUACGACAGGUUUUCGGGAGCUAAACCUUCAGAUGGUGGCUACUGCUGAGCAGAGAAAUCUUGAAUGCCCUCUCAUGCACAUCCUGCGAGAAAUCCAUGCUACAGGCUGUGUUAGCAUGAAGCAGUUUCUUCACACCAUCGACGAGAUUUUGUUCGAAAAUCUCGAUGUAGCGUCCUCUGCCCUAUCGUAUCUGCUACUGAAUGUUGCUAGUGACGCAACAGCGCAGGACGACUUGCGACGGGAAAUGCAACACGUCAGGGAGCAUGACACUGCUGAGGACGCUUACCUGGCACGGUCAGAUACAUUCCUGGAGCACUGUUGUGCGGAGUCCCGCCGCCUUUGUCCUCCCAUCUGUUUUACAUUUUGCGAACGCUCGCCCUCGGACAAAUUAAUUGGAGGCUUUCUCGUGCCCGCUAACACGGAUGUGACGACAGACUGGAAACGUAUCAGCAUUGAUUCGCCGAUCUGGUCAGUCUCCGUCGAUGGCGGGCACAAAGUUGAUGGGUACGACUUUUACCCCGCCCGGUAUUCACAACUCUCAAAAGGUGACUGCCGAUACAGCCUUGUAGGAUAUGGUGCAGGUGUACGGAAGUGCCUUGGCCAACACUUUGCGAGCCUGCUCAUGAGAAUUGUUCUCCUCGCGGUCGUAUCCAAGUAUCGCAUCUCGACGGAGGUCCGGCCUUGGAGAUUGGGCUUCCGAAGAGACAAGUUCGUCUUGACACCUAGGAGUCACGAGCUAGUGUUUGAGGCAAUCUGAAAAGCCAAGUGGGUUGUCCUGUGCUGCUCAUGCAUGCAUAGCGACUUCGGCUUGUGACGGGGCUGAUCUGCAGUGGCUUAUGCGACGCAUUCAAGUAGCUACCACAGACCGUUUUAAGAAUGGUUUCUAUCUCUAUGAAAACGUCAUAAUGGGACGCUUAUUUGGAAUGGCUUAUUUAUACAACACCCUCCCAUCUUUCGGAACCAUGGGAUGUUCUCGUCUAUAGCUCUUUCGGCUUUCUGGUAACACUGUUUUCUUAUUCUGUAUUUUGCCUUCCUACCUAUUUUAGUUAUCAAUUCAAGUACCUUUGAAGCAUGGCAAGCAUG
Messenger RNA from Talaromyces proteolyticus, 2155 nucleotides. RefSeq names its product cytochrome P450 CYP5293A2. Bases 318 to 1829 code for a protein of 503 amino acids. The transcript is spliced from 10 exons. The record is from RefSeq and is a predicted model, not a curated record. Lineage: Eukaryota; Fungi; Ascomycota; Eurotiomycetes; Eurotiales; Trichocomaceae. Gene Ontology annotation, molecular function: iron ion binding; heme binding; monooxygenase activity.